Molecule: messenger RNA, 693 nt
Organism: Engraulis encrasicolus (European anchovy)
Lineage: Eukaryota; Metazoa; Chordata; Actinopteri; Clupeiformes; Engraulidae
Product: polymeric immunoglobulin receptor-like
Exons: 4
Coding region: 1-693 (230 amino acids)
Biological process (GO): T cell costimulation; positive regulation of T cell proliferation; immune response
Cellular component (GO): external side of plasma membrane
Source: RefSeq, a predicted model, not a curated record
AUGAGCGAAACCUGCGACCUCAUCAUCGAUCAACUGAAGUACAACGACGAGGGGGUCUAUACUUGUACUUGUGAUGGUGGUGGUCAACCUGUCGAUCGUAAGCUGUAUGUUGUAGCUCCUGUAGAAGUGAAUGUGACCGCUGGAGACAACGUAGCCCUACCCUGUUACGCUGGUACUACAGCUGGCGCCAAGCCCUACAAUUUAUGGAGGAUAAUAAAGGACGAUAAAGAGCAGGUACUGCGGUUUGAGAACGGGGCAUUUUCAUUCGGGAAGAAGAUGGAGGGCAGAGUGUCAGCCUCUGAAGAGGGCUACCGCUCAGGUGACUACUCCCUGUAUAUCAACAACACGCUCCCCUCAGAUAGUGGUCUCUACAUCUGCGAUUAUUCAGAGACGGGAGACCAAGAGAAAUUCCGAGGGGCUUCCAGGGCAUUUCAGCUGAAUGUGCAAGGUGAAACUUGGCCAAUAUCAGCCAUUGUGGUGGUGACCAUCCUGGGAUCUAUCCUUCUGGGCUUCUUGUUGCACCGGUAUGUCGGAUGGGGAUGGCUUCCCAAGCGUUGUGGCACUGCUGAGGACAGGAGAUCAGAUCAGCCAUCUCUGUCUUUGAUGGAAACCGGCAGCCACUCUACUGAGCCUUUGGGAAGACAGAGGAAGGAAGAGAGCAGUUGCGUUACCCUGGAGAAGAACUACGAGUAA